CCAGAUGGGAAGUCUGUGACCAGCCCCUUUAAAACAGGUAAAGGCAGUAAGGCUUCUCCACCCACUUGCCUUGAUCUUUCAUCAUAGCUGUGGGCCAGGCAGGGAGGUUCUGCAAUGCGUGCGCCCCGGCCAGGAGGCUGCCGGAGAGGUUCAUGCACUGCACGCAGGAGCCGGGGCUCGGAGGCCUGAGCCGGGAAGGCAGGCAGGGCUUGGGAGCCAGUCGCCGUCUCCAGCCAGCAUGGAGCUGAGGAGCAGGAUCAAGCUUUCAUUCGGGCUCCUUCUCUUUUGGGCUCUCUUUCCUCCCGAGGUGCCCGGGAAAGAAGUGGAUCUGCUGGACACAAGCACUGCACAGGGUGAACUGGGCUGGCUUCCAGACCCUCCAGAAGUAGGGUGGAGUGAAGUGCAGCAGAUGAUAAAUGGUACCCCAGUGUAUAUGUACCAGGACUGCAGUGUGCUGUCUGAGGAUGACACUGACCACUGGCUUCGCACCAACUGGAUUUAUCGGGGAGAAGCAGCCUCCCGCAUUUAUGUGGAGCUAAAGUUUACUGUCAGGGACUGCAAGAGCUUCAAAGGUGAAGUGGUGACCUGCAAAGAGACCUUCAACCUCUACUACAUGGAGUCUGAACAAGAUGUGGGCAUCCAGUUCCGCCGCCCGCUGUUCAUCAAGCUCAACACCGUGGCAGCAGAUCGCAGUUUCACAAGCAGAGACAUCGAGUCCGGCGCCAUGCAGCUGAACACAGAGGUGUGCCCCAUCGGGAAGCUGUCCCAUCGGGGCUUCUACCUGGCCUUCCAGAACUCCGGCGCCUGUAUUGCCAUGGUGUCCGUCCGCGUCUACUACAAGACCUGCCCAGAGGCCGUGCGCGGCCUGGCCCGCUUCCCAGAGACGCUGGCGGGCUCCGAGGGGCUGACAGAAGUCCCUGGGGUCUGUGUGGAGGACGCAGCCGAGGAAGCAGGCUCUGCCCCCCGCAUGCACUGCAGCACGGACGGGGAGUGGCUGGUACCGAUGGGCCGGUGCCUUUGUGCCGUGGGGUUUGAGGAAGUCAACGGGAGCUGCGUAGCCUGCCGGCGGGGGUUCUACCGUCACUCUCUGGAGACCAACCACUGCCUGAAGUGUCCCCCCAACAGCCUGUCCAGUGAGCCAGGGGCUACAUCUUGUGCCUGCAAUGCAGGCUUCUACCGAGCACCUGCGGAGGGCCAGAACAUCGCUUGUACCCGCCCCCCCUCAGCGCCUCGCAACGUCAGCUUCUCCCUUGUUGGCACACAGCUGAGCCUGUGGUGGCAGCCCCCCAGUGACCACGGUGGGCGCAAGGACCUGACCUACACAGUCAGCUGCCAGCGCUGCCACUUCCUGUCCUGUGAGCCGUGUGAGGCUGCUGUGGUGUUCUCCCCCAGUGCCUCCGGCCUCACGAAGCCUGCUGUGGAUGUGGAUGGCCUCGAAGCUUACACCAACUACACCUUCACUGUGGAAGCUCAGAAUGGUGUCUCAGGAAUGGGACCUGCUCCACAGAGAACUUCUCCAGCUGUCUGGGUUGCAGUUGGACAUGCAGCUCCAGUGACAGUGUCUCAGUUUGUCCUGACACAGCGAGAUGACAGUAGUCUCUCUGUCUCAUGGCUUGUCCCAUGGCAGCGCAGCCGGUCCUCUGUGGAGUAUGAGGUCAUGUUCUUUGAGAAGGGGGAGGAGACCCGUUACACAGUGAAACACCUUCUGGAGCCAAACGUCACUCUGAGAGACCUCCAGCCAGACACAGCCUACCUACUUCGUGUCAGAUCCAUCACACCCCUUGGGCCUGGGCCCUACUCCCCAGAGCAGGAAUUCCGCACUCUUCCACCAGACACAGGAGCUCUCUCGGGGGGAGUCAUCGUCUCCAUUAUCUUUGGAGUCCUGCUGUUUAUUGGGCUGCUUCUGGGGCUCUUCGUCUUUCGGCGCAGGAAGGCUCGUCGGAGGCAGGCACGGCCAGAUUACAACACUUCAGGCUUUGAUCGAGAGAAGGUCUGGUUGAAGCCCUAUGUGGAUCUGCAACCUUAUGAUGACCCCAGCAGAGGGGUACUGGAAUUCACUAAGGAACUGGACAUCUCUUGUGUUACUAUGGAGAAUGUGAUUGGAGAGGGGGAGUUUGGGGAGGUCUACCGUGGGUCCCUGUGGCUCCCAGGGAAAGAACGCACCGUGGUUGCCAUCAAGACCCUGAAGUCAACCUACUCAGACUCGCAGUGGUGGAACUUCCUGCGUGAGGCAACCAUCAUGGGGCAGUUCAAUCACCCCAACAUCGUGCGCCUGGAAGGGGUCGUCACCAAAAGGAGGCCAAUGAUGAUCAUCACUGAGUACCUGGAGAAUGGAGCAUUGGACACAUUCCUCCGGGAGAAUGAGGAAAAAUUCAGCCCUGUGCAGCUUGUGAGCAUGCUGCAGGGAAUAGCCUCUGGCAUGAGCUACCUUUCAGAACACAACUACGUGCACCGUGACCUGGCUGCUCGCAACAUCCUGGUGACGCGCAGCCUGCAGUGCAAGGUCUCCGACUUUGGUCUCUCCCGAGUGCUGGAGAACGAUGCAGAGGGCACCUAUGAAACCAAGGGGGGCAAGAUUCCCAUCCGAUGGACAGCCCCAGAGGCCAUUGCUCACCGCAUUUUCACAUCAGCCAGCGAUGUCUGGAGCUUUGGAAUUGUCAUGUGGGAAGUGCUGUCAUUUGGUGACAAGCCUUAUGGGGAGAUGACCAACCAAGAGGUCAUGAAAAGCCUGGAGGAAGGGUACCGGCUGCCCCCGCCCGUGGACUGCCCCUCUAUCCUCUACGAGCUGAUGAAGAGCUGCUGGGCACACGAUCGUGCCAGGAGGCCUCAUUUCCAGGAGAUCCGGGCACAGCUCCAGCACUUCCUCUCCAGCCCACAGCUCCUGCGGCCGGUGGCAGACUUUGAUCCCAGGGUGACGCUGCGGCUGCCCAGCUGCAGCGGCUCGGACGGGAUCCCCUACCGCUCCAUCCCCGAGUGGCUGGAGUCCAUCCGCAUGAAGCGCUACAUCUCCAACUUCCGCACGGCCGGCCUCGACACCAUGGAGUCCAUCCUGGAGCUCACUGCUGAGGACUUGAAACAGAUGGGAGUGUCACUUCCAGGCCACCAGAAGAGAAUCCUGUGCAGCAUCCAAGGCUUCAAGGAGUGACCAGUUGUUGCUAAAUGCCUGUUCUUACCAGCUUUCACUUGGAAUCAUUCCUAUGGCAAUCACUUCCAAAUGAGUGACUGGGACAAGCCAAGCAGACCAGCCAGGACUAAGGCUCACGGGGCAGCAGCACCUGCUCUCCUUCUUGUUUCCUCUUGCUCUAGCUCUGCAGCAGCCAUCGGUACCUUUCAGAGCACUGCUCUUAGAACCUGCUCUCGGCCCUGCCUUCUGCAGCCUGUUCUGUGCAGCACAAAGUGAUCCCUGCAGGGCAUUCACUGGAGCUUCAGACCUUCAGGAUCUCACAUGCCCUAAGGAUAAAUGCAGAGUGGGCAGGAGGCAUGCGUAAAGAUUGUAGAUGAGGGUUCAGCUCGACUGGGACAUCCGAGGAACAUGCAGGACACAGACAUGUUGAGACUGGCCCAAACAACUCCCUGGCAUGUUCAUUCUCAUCAGCUUUCUCUCUUCCUCAUACUACAACAGGAACAAACCAUUUGGUCUUUCACAAGGCUGCACUUAAGAGAUACAGCUUUUAGUUCAGCUGUUCUUGCCUUAACACCAGCUUCUGGUGUCAGUGACUGGAGAAGCUGGCAGCAGGGGCAGGCCCUGCUGUCACUCUGUGAUCCCAUAAGCUUGGCAUGUUGCCAGUUUGACCUGCACACUGGAGAUGGAGAUCUCUGCAGCCUGCUCAAUGCCUUCACUUGUGGCAUGGACAGAACAGUCCUCUAGGUGCUUUUUUCCCUCUAGCUCUCUUUAAAAGAGACUCAGAUAGGGUCUUUGUGACAGGAAGAUGUGCAGGUGGUCUGCCUUAUUCCUUCCCUGGGGAGGAGAUGUUUUUAUUUAUCAGAGCUCAAAACAUUGAUAGACUGUAAAUAAUAUUUUGUAAAUAAAUAUGUGGCAGAGCAGGC
Messenger RNA from Pogoniulus pusillus (Red-fronted tinkerbird), 4047 nucleotides. RefSeq names its product EPH receptor A1 (gene EPHA1). The record is from RefSeq and is a predicted model, not a curated record. The transcript has 18 exons. Gene Ontology annotation, biological process: protein phosphorylation; ephrin receptor signaling pathway; axon guidance. Bases 239 to 3145 code for a protein of 968 amino acids. Gene Ontology annotation, molecular function: transmembrane-ephrin receptor activity; ATP binding; protein binding. Lineage: Eukaryota; Metazoa; Chordata; Aves; Piciformes; Lybiidae. Gene Ontology annotation, cellular component: dendrite; plasma membrane.